Messenger RNA from Oncorhynchus tshawytscha (Chinook salmon), 1695 nucleotides. RefSeq names its product tektin 1 (gene tekt1). The record is from RefSeq and is a predicted model, not a curated record. Gene Ontology annotation, biological process: cilium movement involved in cell motility; cilium assembly. The coding region runs from base 240 to 1454 and encodes 404 amino acids. The transcript has 8 exons. NCBI's taxonomy places the organism in Eukaryota, Metazoa, Chordata, Actinopteri, Salmoniformes, Salmonidae. Gene Ontology annotation, cellular component: microtubule cytoskeleton; nucleus.
AAAUCUGAUCCCUCCGCUGGCAUUUUAAAUUUCCCGCGGUUGAUAGCUCCGCCCAGAUUACGACGUCCUGCGUUGACCUAGCAACCGUUUGUUUACAACCUGUCCUUGAGUUCAGUCUUUGCUGACAAGACGGGCAACAUUGUUGCAACUUUUGACGCGAACCAGUGUUUCACACCGCAUAGUAAAGGAAAGAUGGUUAUUUUCCCCCCCUUCCAGACUGAAAGAAUUGCAGUGGAGAAAUGUCUAGGUUGAUGGACCCUCCGCCCAAGUUCCUGCCACCAGAAUGGAGGCUUGCAAACCAAAUACAUUAUGGGAAUGCGGAGGUUGAGCGUUCACGCUCUGAGCGACUCACGGCUGAGAGUAAGAGGCUGAUAGAGGAGAGUGGCAUGGCAGCCAAACGCAUGCAACAGGAUGCCAACAAGAGACUGGAGCAGAGAAUCCAUGACAUCAAGUUCUGGAGGACAGAGCUGGACCAGAAGUUGGAGGAGGUUGUCCAGGAGAUUGAGGUGCUGAUAUCCUAUAAAAGCCGGGUGGAGAGAGCCUUGGAGAGCUGUGCCGAGCCCCUCAGAGUUGCCCUGCAGUGCCUGACUGAACGGCAGAGGCGUGUUUCCAUUGACCUGGUACAUGACGACGUGGAGCGGGAACUGAUGAAGGAGAGGGAGGUAAUCGAGGGAGUGGCAUCCCUGCUGAACCGCACCCUGGAGCAGACCAAUGAACAGAUCAGACUGAACCGCUCUGCAAAGUACUACCUAGAGAAGGACCUAGGGGACAAGUUCCAAGCAGAGCAGAUUGAUGGUUUCUGCUCCAUCCUCACAAGCACCUCCCCGAAUAUUGACAACGCGACAAGUCAGACAUCACUCGCAGCACCAGGUGCCACUGUGACACCAGAGGAGUGGGAGACCUUCUCCAAUAUCAACAUCCUCAAAGCAGAGCGCGAGAAGAACAACUCCCUGGCGCUGAGGGCUCUGGUGGACAGCCUCCUGGAGCAGAUGGCUGCUGACAUGCGCAGGCAGCACAAGGCUAUGGGCACUGCCCUCCGGCUGCAGGUCCAGGAGACCAAGGCAGCCAAAGGACAACUAGAGGACCACUUGGUAAAGGUUCUGUCAGAGGUGGCCAGCCAGGAGUGUAACCUGGAGGCCCUGCGCGUGGCCAUCGACGACAAAGCAGGUCCCCUGAAGGUGGCCCAGACGCGGCUGUCCGCCCGCAGCCAGAGACCCAGCAUCGAGCUCUGCCAUGACCCGGCCCAGGUCCGCCUGCUCUCCGAGGUCCAGGAGCUCACUGCACACAUCAAGAGACUGCGAGAGGCCCAGGCCCAGUCGGAGAUGGAGCUGCUGGCCCUGACCCGCUCCCAGCUGAUCCUGGAAGAGGAAAUCCAGGUCAAGUCCCACUCCCUCUACAUCGACGAGGUCAUCUGCACCCAGCUCCGCCAGCCCAUCUCCAUCCACAGCUUCUGAAUACCACUCCCACCAUGACAAGCCUGGUCCCUGAUCUCUUUGUGCUGUCUUGCAUCAACAGAUCUGGGACAAGCCUAGACCAUGGCCACAGUGGGGCUCUUUAGAUUAUGCUGACAUACCCAGGCCAGCAUUUUACAUUUGACUGAUAAAUAAAAUAUGAGGUAUACAUUGUGAUGGAAAGUUGGAGUGCUUGUAUUGUUUGCAUCAAUUUUAAUACAAUAUUUGGGUUUGAAGAAAAGCA